CCCUGGUUUCUGAAACAGAGAGUUCACCGACUCUCUGUUUACACGGUCUCUAGGUCGUGCUACACGUUCUUGAUAUUAUAUCAACAACAAUACAGGUCAAACGUAGCAUAUGUAACCUGUGGUUACUAAUAACGUAUCGGUUGUGGGCAUUGUGACGGCCAGUCUUUGUUGUAAGCAGUUUCCAUGCGCUAUCGUAUUAGCAGGGUCUUAGUAGUACUUGGCCUGAGCACGGGCUGUCAAAUCUGCUGUGGUUAUAACGGGGUGUGGGUUAUAUCUGCAGCAGUUUUUAUACUUGGUUUUUAAGAUAAACUGACUGGCAACAGCGUCAAUUUGAUAAGAAUUACGAGUGUAGGGUUGUAGCACCACAGCAAUGGGGUGUGGAGCGUCUAAAACCACAGCCGAUGAAAAUGCUGGGCGACAGCUCACUCAUUAUCAAAAGGCAGAGCAAAGACGAGAUCAGCAAAAACAACAACAACAACAACAGCAGCAGCAACAACAACAACAACAGCAGCAGCAACAACAACAGCAACAACAACAACAACCCCUGACCACCACUUCUGACACGGCUGUUGUCAAAAAUGACGUGGGAUCUUUACCGGUGACGGUAGGGAACAUUUCGACGUCAAACGAGAGCGGGUCCCCGCCCGAACCCUGUCCACCAGCCACCAAGAAGAAUGAGUACAUCCCAGAUUUGACUAUAUUCAAUACCAUUGAUCAACAUGCACUACAGGCACCGGAGUCAGCAGCUGACUCCAUGGAAAGCUUGGUCAAGUAUUUGAUACCGGUGUGUUCUCACAACUUGGAGAAGGCGCGUGUUUUGUUCCGAUGGAUCAGCAACAAUAUCCAGUAUGACGGGGAGGGUUUCAAAAACGGUGUUUCAGGCGAUGAAAAUUGUUCAGCCGAGGGCGCGUUGAAGGGGAGACGUGCAGUGUGCACUGGAUAUGCCAAGUUGUAUCAGGCCAUGUGCAGAAUUGCAGAUAUCCCUUGCGAGGUGAUAUCGGGAUACGCCAAGGGUUUCGGCAGUACUCCAGACGACCAACUCGAGGGUAAAGACACCAACCACGCCUGGAACGCCAUCUAUCUGGAUAACGCCUGGCGUCUGGUGGACUGUACCUGGGCCACGGGGAAUCUCAGCGGGGACUAUCAGUUUACGUUUAAGUUCCAAGAGUUUUACUUCCUAACGGAUCCGGAGGCAUUUGUAUACAGCCAUUUCCCACACGAGAAGACCAGAAGCAACAGCGACGACUGGCAGCUACUUGCUUCUCCAUGGACCUUGACACAAUUUCAAGAAUCUCCAAUGCUGAAACCGUCAUUCUUUGACCUUGGCAUUGACCCCGCGAGCAUGUCACACCACAAGGCUGUCGUGGAGUUUGAGGGUCCCAUUGAAUUUUGUUUCAAGGCCGACAGGGCUCUGGUCCUCAUGUGUACUCUCGUUGAUAAAGCCUCUGGACAGGACUAUAAACAGUUCACGUGUUGUUACAUGGACCAGGAGGACUUUAAACACGCAACGGUCUUGAUAAACCCACCCUCUCCCGGAGAUUAUAAAUUGACUUUGUUUGCCAAAGAGGUGGACAAGGAUGGCCAAUACGGUUGGAUGGGAGAAUUCCUUUUGAGAUGCACAUCCGUUGUGGCUAACACCAAAGGGCCUUUCCCAACAAGUUUUGUUUGGGGUCUCACCGCCAAGGGGAUAAACAUGGGAUUGACAUUUAAAGGAACCAAGCCAAUCGUAAUACCAGACAACUCGGGCAUUGCAAAACUGGAGUUUAAAUCCAAUAAGAACGUGCCCCUGUUAACUACGUUUUCUGUGAAGUCGGCUGAAAAUUCGGUAGUGGAUAACGGUGGAAUGAGAACCGAAACCGAAGACGGCUUUGCGUAUCUUGCAGCGGUUCCUGCUGCAGAGUAUUAUAAGUUCACCCUUUUUGCCAAACCAGCCGACGACCAGGGAGGUGCCUCUUACGAGCAUGUCGGCGAUUUUCUGAUUGAUAGCAAUGUCACGCCUACAACGCCAGCGACAUUUCCAGAUACCUACACAGCGUUCAAUGAAUGUCAACUCCUCGAGCCAAUGACAGGUCAAUUACCUGCAGAUUCUGAAGUAAAGUUCAGAAUCCGUGUUCCAAACACGGAAGACGUCGCCGUGGUUGCAGGGAAUAAUUGGAACCAUCUGGAAAAGGGGGCAGACGACAUCUGGGAGGGAACUCUUCAGACAGCUGGCGUCAAAGGAGAUGUCAGCGUUUACAAGAAAACGGAUUCUUCCUUCACGGGCUUACUCAAAUACACCGUUGCUUAAACGUUGUGACAUUUAUUUUUAAAGAGAGUAAAUGCGUACGAAUAUGACAUACGUUUCUUAUAAUUAAAACACAAGCGCCAGUUUUUAAACACAUAUGCAGCUUUUUAACCAUGGUCGUAUUAUUACAUUUUUUGUGCAUUUAAACCUUUGCCCUUUUGACAACGACCCUGUCAUCUUGGGUUACAAACUGUGAUAUUUUGGUGGUGACAACUGAGUUUACAUGUGAUAUUGCCGAUAUUGGCGUAUAUGCUCUUAAGUAUAUUAACUGACAGUACUAGCCAGCGUGGUGUUCCUUUUGACACUAUUUAUAGAGUAUUUUACUGCUUUAUUACAUUCUUGCCCGAAUUUAUGAUUAUUGAGCUGUCACUACUAUUUCCCUAUUGGAUGUGAAAUGCCCUUAGCAGAUCACUGUGAUAGCGUGGGUAAUUAUCAAACUAAAAGUACUACAAAUACAUGACAUGACUGCGAAUAUUAUUGUGUACCAGGGUAUGAGGGUGAGAAAGGGGAAACCAGAAACAAGUGUCGUUUUUAGAAAAACGAUUCUGAGAAGCCAGAAUCGUUUUUGAGGAGGGAAACAGGAGUGGACGGAGGGAGAGGCGACUGACGAUUAGCGUCUACCGCGACCAGGUAUUUUACUCAGUUUUUAUGUUUGUUUAAUUCCUGCAGGUAAAAUAUCAAUUCUGUAUAGUUUACCAAUGAAUGUAACA
Molecule: messenger RNA, 2994 nt
Organism: Lingula anatina
Lineage: Eukaryota; Metazoa; Brachiopoda; Lingulata; Lingulida; Lingulidae
Product: kyphoscoliosis peptidase
Cellular component (GO): cytoplasm
Source: RefSeq, a predicted model, not a curated record